CAAUCGUUUUGUGGAUGCAAAAUCAAAUUUUGAUAUUGAAAAACAACUUAAAAUCAUCAACAAACAUGAUGUUGAAAUGGUCAAGACAGUACACGGAGAUACAUAUGGUUGUGUGGAUUUUUACAAACAACCGUCCUUUGACAAUAUGUUGAUGAAAAACAAGAUGUUUCAGACAUUGUCUCAACAAUCAAAAGUAACUAAUGACACUUUGGGAGUUUUAUGGGAAAAUGGUAUUGGGUGUCCUGUUGGUACCGUUCCCAUAAGAAGAGUUACCAAAAAGGAACUUUUGAGAUUAAAUUUGUUCUCCACAAAAUAUAAACCUCAAGGUUCAUGGAACUUUCAUUAUAAUCUUGAUAAUGGUCAACAACAUCAUUUUGCGGUUUCCCGUACUAAAGGAGGAAAAAACAAAAACUACAAUGGAGCAACCAUGAAAAUUUCUCUAAAUGAUCCUAAAGUUAAACUUCCACAAUUUAGUUCUGCUCGAAUGCAUCUUCAGAUUGGAGAUGAUUUUAUUCAAGCUGGCUGGAUUGUCAAUCCAAAAUUAUAUGGUGACAACAAAACUCGGUGUUUUGUGUAUACAAAAACAAGUAAAAACCAAUGUUAUAACAGCAUGUGUCAAGCUGGGAUCAUAUCUGUCCGAUCUGAUUUACCUCUUGGUUCUGUUCUAGAACCUGUCUGUGUUCGGGGUUCUAAUCCCAGUGUUUCAGCUGCAGUUAGCUUAUACAAGGAUAAGGUAAAUGGUAAUUGGUGGCUUGAUUUUGGAGACAAAACACUUGGGUUUUGGCCAGCAAGUAGAUUUAAACAAAACUAUGCAAACAAUAUUGAGUGGGGAGGAGAAGUAUAUAGUGCAUUUAUGCCAAGUCCUCAGAUGGGAAACGGCCCGGAUCCCAAAUCCGCCUCCCCCAUUGUUGUCUUCUCCGAUCUGCAUAUAUAUUUUUUUUCUUCUUCAGCAGCAAAAUUGACGCGAAGUUAACUGAAACACACACACAUAUUAGAGAAAUUGUUUAAAUUAAUUUGAUGGGUAAUAUUACGUACAUUAUGUAGGGAAACAAUUGAAAAUGGAAUAUGUAGUUAACUUUGUAUUGUUGUAUAUGUUACUGAUGUUACUGUUUGUGUUGUUCAAAACUUGUAUUUAACAUUGCUGCUUUCAUAUUAAAAUCUGAAAUUGAAUAUUGACAA
This is a messenger RNA of Capsella rubella, 1179 nucleotides long. RefSeq lists its product as uncharacterized. Bases 77 to 973 code for a protein of 298 amino acids. NCBI's taxonomy places the organism in Eukaryota, Viridiplantae, Streptophyta, Magnoliopsida, Brassicales, Brassicaceae. The transcript has 9 exons. The record is from RefSeq and is a predicted model, not a curated record.